Molecule: messenger RNA, 717 nt
Organism: Meyerozyma guilliermondii ATCC 6260
Lineage: Eukaryota; Fungi; Ascomycota; Pichiomycetes; Serinales; Debaryomycetaceae
Gene: MIA40
Product: Mia40p
Exons: 1
Coding region: 1-717 (238 amino acids)
Biological process (GO): protein import into mitochondrial intermembrane space
Cellular component (GO): mitochondrial intermembrane space
Molecular function (GO): protein-disulfide reductase activity
Source: RefSeq, a predicted model, not a curated record
AUGUUUCGUUUGAUAUUGAACAAUGCUAGAGCUGCUAUGCCACGCAGAUCUUUCGCCAGAAUGUACUCUGCGAGAGCAAGUUCCUUCACCACCAACAACCGUUUAUAUUGGGGAGUUGGUUUGAGUGUGGUUCCUGCCUAUAUUGCAUUCACUCAACUUGAAGCUGUGAAAAAUGAUGCUGAGGUGGCGGCUUCGGAUAGUGUCAAGUUGGCGCUGGCUGAAGUUGAGACGAAGGAUGCUUCUCCCGAAGCAGCCGGCUCCGAAGGUGAUCACUCUGGUGCUGCUUACAACCCAGAAACCGGAGAGAUCAACUGGGAUUGUCCAUGUUUGGGAGGUAUGGCUCACGGACCUUGCGGAGAGGAGUUUAAGGAGGCAUUUGCUUGUUUCGUGUAUUCCGAGAGUGAACCCAAGGGUAUUGACUGUAUCACCAAAUUUGAAGUUAUGCGCAAUUGUUUCAGAGAACAUCCCGAACAUUACAAAGAAGAACUCUAUGAUGAUGAAGCAGCGCUGAAAGCAGAAAACGAGGUUGAAGCAGCUGAAUCUGCCGAGGAAAGUACCCAAACGGCGACCGAAAAAGUAGCUGAAAAAGUAAGUGAAAAAGUCACUGAAGCUGAGUCUGCUAUCGCUAGCUCCGUCAGUGCUCCAGCUACAAAUGAGAAGCCAAACAAGGCCUCUAAAAAGACCAAGUCAGCCGAGACUACUUCCGCUUCGGUAUAA